UGAGUGAGUUGUGAAGAUUACAACCGGUGAUAGAAGUGCGAUCGGUCAGCGACAGCGACCAUUUGGCAAGACAACUAAAAGUCAAAAACGAGUGUGUUGGCCCUAUUUUUAGUGAAACAAAAAUCAAAUCAGCGUAAUUUCAAUAUUAUAAUGAGAUCUCAAUUUGAAUAUUCAUUUAACUAGUCGAAUUAGGUGACUGUGGAGACAUAUCUAUUGUUCUUUGUUACAUCAUGAAUAAAAAUUUACCGAGGGAAGACAAUUGAUUUUCGGUAGUGUAAAAAUUAAUGGAAAUUAAUAUUAUGGAGGUGAGAGGGGCUGGAGAUGGGGCUGCUGCCGUGGAUUAUGUUCGUCCACCUUCGAAACGUUAUACCUGGGCCGAAGUACGGCAGGCCGUACACGAUUUACGGAAGGAAUUAUCAUGUCUAUCAACCAUGGUUCCGAUUGCAAUAAGUUUUCGUAAGCUGGCCAAUGGAAAGAUAAGGAUAUAUUUUCUAAGGACUCCUCAGAAUGGAUGGGAGAUAACACUGCUUUACACUGAUGUAUCACCAACACAACAAGCAAACAACAGCAGACUCGACUGGAAGCCGCUGAUCGAAUCGAAUGUAGCUCUCGGCGUAUCAUCAGGGAAAUGGUCGAGAGAGGAACAGUUGCUAUGGGAACGGCAGAGGGUAGCCGCUUGGGGCAUAGCCUCGUAUGAACUGCAUCAGAGCUCCGGGAAGAUCAUGUUUCCAUGCGCCUCCUCGCUGUUUGUAGCCGAUGAGGGGUCCACACAGGCGCCCCCUCUAGUUCCUCGUUGUCUGAAUACUGGUGGAGGGGCGCCCCUAACCCCGGCAAUGUGUCCCCGCACCCCAGAGUUGGUGGCUCACGCCGCUAGAGGCGACAUCUGGCUGGCGGGCGGGCAACUAAGACGGCCUACACGAUUGACGUAUGCUUGUAAAGGACAUGAACCGGAUCGGUUAGCUGAUGACCCUCGGCAGGCGGGCGUCCCGUGCUACGUGACCCAAGAGGAGUUCUCCCGGUAUACCGGCUUCUGGUGGCAACCACAGGCUGAAGAUGAUGUAUACAGGAUAGUUUACGAGGAGGUGGACGAGAGCGAGGUGAAGAUCUACUGCUUCCCAUCCUCACAGUCCACCAGUGGAGAGGUCGAGGAGUUCAGGUUCCCUCGAGCUGGUACUCCGAACGCCAAGUCGUCACUGAAGAUGUUGACCUUCCGGCUCCAAAAGGCUACAUCGUCCACCGUCCUUGACUACUACCACGAAGGCGCUUCUGAACACUUAGGCGACACAAGCAAUGGUUGUAUGGAAGUUGUGGAUCUACGAUGGUACGAGCUGAAGCAGCCCCUCAAGGAGUGUUUCCCCUGGUUCGAAUACCUGGCCAGGGUUGGCUGGACUCCGGAUGGACAAUACGUAUGGGCCCAACUCCUGGAUCGUAAGCAGCAGCGUUUGGAGCUGGUCCUCAUCCCAUUGACGCAGUUCUGUACCCCGGCUCAUUACGACAUGGCCGGCGCCGUCAGCGCUCGCCAUGACCCUUCACCAAGCUACGAACAGCCGAUACAAGACAUACAGAUCCUGGUCUCAGAAACGGCCCCAGACGCCUGGAUCAACGUCCACGAUAUUUUGUAUUUCCUGCCAUCUAGCGGUGCUGAGCUGAACUUCAUAUGGGCGAGCGAGGAGUCAGGGCAUCUCCACCUGUAUCUAGUCACGUGUGCUCUGAUACAAAGAAGUCAAGGACAGAAAAGAACGGUGAUUGAGAUGAUUAACGAGGAUGAGAGCAACGCCGUGGGACCCAACAUGAUAAGCAAGGAGCCGAUCACUGCUGGAGAGUGGGAGGUCAUGUCGAGGAAGAUAUGGGUGGACACAGCGAGACAGUUGGUGUAUUUCGUAGGGCUCCGCGAGACGCCACUGGAGCGCCACCUGUACGUGGCGCCCCUCUCUCCGCCGAGACCUCACGCCGUACUCCUGCUCACUCCCGUUGGACACUCUUGCACCAUCGAUAUUGAUGAGGAUUGCAGUACGGCGGUGAUAACCUCCUCUAAUAUAACGACGGCUCCAGUGACGCGGGUGUAUCGUAUCCUACACGCACCGCCGCGUCUACUCGUGCAGGGCAGCAUCACUGAAAGAGCUCCAUCAGAAUGCACGGAGGUCAGAAGUCUAAACGGCUCGUGGGACAGUCGGGAUGGUGAGGAAGAUACGGAUAGCGAAACCGGAUCUUUGGUUAGAGAACGCUCCCUAAGUCUCUCGGACAUACCGCCGCCUCAAAUAUUUGAGACCCGACUGUCUUGUGGGGCGACGGCCUACUGCACGCUGUGGCGCUGCGGCCGCGCGGGGCGAAGCCCUACCGUGCUACACGUGUAUGGAGGACCGGAGGUGCAGACCGUUACUAAUAGUUACAAGGGUAUUCGCCAACUCCGCAUGCAUAUGCUGGCGGCGCGCGGCUUCAACGUCGUUGCUGUGGACUCGCGGGGCUCCAAGCACCGCGGCCGGGCUUGGGAGGCAGCCAUCAAAGGCAAGCUCGGACAGAUCGAGUUGGAUGACCAGGUUGAGGUCUUGCAAUGGCUGGCCAAGGAGACUGGUUGUAUAGAUAUGGAGAGGGUCGCUAUACACGGAUGGAGUUACGGUGGAUACCUAUCCUUGCUAGGGCUGGCGACCCGGCCGGGAAUAUUCCGCGCGUGUGUAGCGGGGGCGCCAGUGACGUGCUGGCGCCUGUACGACACAGCCUACACGGAGCGCUACAUGGGCCCCCCCUCGAGGAGCCCCCACGCAUACACAAGGGCUAGUGUACUGGCCCACGCCCCCUUCUUCCCAGACCAGGAAGGCAGGCUCCUUAUCAUCCACGGUCUUGCUGACGAGAAUGUCCAUUUCUGCCACACUGCCGCGCUUACAGCUGAGCUGGUCAGGUUGGGGAAACCACAUCGAGUACAGGUGUACCCGGGCGAAAGACACUCUCUCCGAGCGAUGCAUGCCGCCAAACAUUACGAAGCGACCCUAUUACACUUUUUACAUGAAAACCUGUAAAAUGUAAUGUAAAAAUCAACUUU
Spodoptera exigua (beet armyworm) is the source of this 3037-nucleotide messenger RNA. NCBI's taxonomy places the organism in Eukaryota, Metazoa, Arthropoda, Insecta, Lepidoptera, Noctuidae. The record is from the annotation of a GenBank genome assembly.